UAGCCCCUGCCGCGCCCCACCUCACCGGGGCGGCCUCUCCCGAGUCCGGACGCCGGAGGGAGUGAGCGGCCCGGCCCGGCUCGGCCUGGCCUGGCCUGCGGAGCCGCCAGCGUGACCGGCCGCCAGGUGAAGGGCUCUGCGGAGGCCGAGGUGUGUGCUGCCACUCUCCCUGCUCUCCUUUGGAUCCAGCUCGCCUGGCAUGCCGUAUCUAUAGAUGCCUCUGUACUGCCCUGUCUGGCUGUGCAGAAGAAAAGUCCAGAGAUCCCUGUGGGAUGUGGCCGUGGCUGGACUCUUGAUGAUGCCGUGUUUUUCGAUGAGGGUGGAGCAGAAGCUGGACUUCACUUGGUUGCGCUACGCCCUCUGAAGGAGCAGUCAUGUCGGUGAUGGUGGUGAGGAAGAAAGCGAUGCGGAAAUGGGAGAAGCUGCCAGGCAGGAACACCUUCUGUUGCGAUGGUCGUAUCAUGAUGGCCCGCCAGAAGGGCAUCUUCUACCUGACACUCUUCUUAAUUCUUGGCACCUGUGCCCUCUUCUUUGCUUUUGAGUGUCGCUACCUGGCAGUUCAGCUGUCUCCAGCCAUCCCUGUCUUUGCAGUAGUUCUUUUCCUAUUCGCGAUGGCCAUGCUCCUGCGGACAAGUUUCAGUGAUCCUGGUGUGAUCCCCAGAGCCCUGCCUGAUGAGGCAGCCUUCAUUGAAAUGGAGAUUGAGGCCACCAAUGGAACUGUGCCUCAGGGUCAGCGCCCGCCUCCACGUAUCAAAAACUUCCAGAUCAACAACCAGAUAGUGAAGCUGAAGUACUGUUAUACGUGCAAGAUCUUCCGGCCCCCCCGUGCCUCGCACUGCAGCAUCUGCGACAAUUGUGUGGAGCGCUUUGACCAUCACUGCCCCUGGGUUGGGAACUGCGUGGGGAAGAGGAACUACCGCUACUUCUACCUCUUCAUCCUCUCGCUCUCACUCCUCACCAUCUACAUCUUCACCUUCAACAUCGUCUACGUGGCACUCAAGUCUCUGAAGAUUGGCUUCCUGAACACGUUGAAAGAGACCCCUGGAACGGUCCUGGAGGUGCUUAUCUGUUUCUUCACCCUCUGGUCAGUGGUGGGGUUAACCGGAUUCCACACCUUCUUGGUGGCUCUGAACCAGACGACCAACGAAGACAUUAAGGGGGCAUGGACUGGGAAGAACCGGGUGCAGAAUCCCUAUAGCCAUGGGAACAUUGUGAAGAACUGCUGUGAAGUGCUGUGUGGGCCACUGCCCCCCAGUGUGCUGGACAGACGGGGCAUCUUGCAGCAGGAGGAGAGCAGUGCGCCGGGGCCCGGCACUCAGGAGCCCAGCUCAUCGGAGAAGAGCAGCACUCAGGAGCCUGAUGCUGCUCAGGUGCUUGGUGCGCAGGCAGUGGGCAGCACUCAGGAGGGCAGCAGCAGUCCCACGCGUCAAAGUGCAGUCCCCAUGCUGCCGCUGAGCCCCACUGGGAUGCCGGAGGAGACUCAACCUUCUGCUGUGAAGCUCCCAGCACAGCCCCAGGACGAUGGGCCAACUGAGCACUAACCUCUGUUCAAAAGGAGAACAUUGUUUGUUCUGUCCAAUCAAUGCCAGAAGUGAUUGCCAGGCGGAGAAGGCCGGCUGGCUGGCAGGCGAGCAGACCACUCCUCACUGAGGGGAGCAGAUGGGCUGGCAGGCAGGCGAUUCCUCAUGGCCAUUUUGCUUUAGUCUUUAUUCACUUGAUUGUGGACAGGAGUGCGCCUGGCCCAGGUCAUUGCCAAUGGAUUCAAAGAGUGAGCAGAGCACGUCAGUCAUUGGUACAGACCUUUACCCUUGCAGCUGGUCUCGGAACAGGUUGAAGUAGGACUUCUCACUCUGCAGUUGGUCCUUAGUGCUAAAUGCUAGCCUGGCCAUGGCCCUCUCUUUCUGCCCCAGCAGUCAUCUCUGACGUCGGCAGCUGCCCUGCAGUGGAGUGGCAGGAUUGAGGAAUCAUGAUGGGAAGGUGACUGUGACCAUGGCAGUGUUCGUCUCUCUUCCUCCCCCUUCUCCCUCAGUCUCUGGCAUUAUUUUAUUGUUUAAGGUGGUGGGGUAGCCAGGAAAUACUGUCUUGGUGCCAACAGGGCCAGAAACACCUGGCACCUGGAGAUGGUUUUCUGUAGCUUCCUUCCCAAACUUCCCGAUUAGUGACUAGCAGGCAUUAGAGGUCCUUGAACAAUCAUAAAGUGGGCAGCCUCCUUUGGGGGAGUGUACCUUUCACUGCAGGAGUGUCGGGGGAGAGCAAUGCCAGGGGCAGAGCUCGCUACUCUCUUGACCCUGCACCAGCUGCAGAGCAGUUGCACCAGGGAAUCAUGAGGGAAGAGCCCUCUUAGGUCAUUUGCACUCUGUUCCUGGGGCCAGGGCAGGACUUGUUCCCUAGUGCCUUGUCGACUCUUGUGUUUGCUGCCCCGAGCAAUGGGGCUUCCACCCCUUGCCUGGGGAGGCUGUGCCCCCAUUGAAGUAAAUGGUGAAAAGCUCUUUCCCUCUCUCUGUCCCGGUUGGCUCUGAACUCCCUUUGUCAGGAGGUGCCUAGGCCUCACUGCAGUAUUCCAGGGCCCCCACAUACUUUUCCACCUGGAGCAAGGGGUUCUGUCAGCUGGGUCAGGGGGCUGUUGCCUUGGGAGAAGGAACUCUUUGGAGUCUGACUCCUUUCUCCUCCUGUCUGCAUGAGCCAUGCUCCUGGGGGCUCCCAGUCUCAGCUCGAGGGCUGCGGUGAGGCAGCUUAGCCAUCUUCUUUGUGCCAUCUUCCCUCCAUGUUUCCCACCAAGAGAUAUUGAGUGGGGCUAAAAGGAGGAGCCCUUCUGUGGCACCCCCCAUGUGCCCCCAGGGGAGGGGUGUCCCCUGCCCGUCUGUCUGUUGUAAUUCCCAGUCUCUGCUUAGGGGGAAUUCCUGAUUCUGCUCAAGAGGGCACUCUUAUUCUCUUAUUCCCCUCCACUUGUGGUAUGUCCUAGGGUGAGAACCUGGCAUGGAGGGAGGGAGGAAUUGGGGUAACUGAGGCGUCUGACCUGCUUCCCCCCAAGCUUGAGGCAGGAGCCCCCCCAUCUUGACCCACAUUUACUGGCCUGUAACUAGUUCUCAGAAAGGUCUGUCUCAGCUGGCAUUGGAGGUGAUCCUAGCAUGAGAGACCUGCACUGUGCCCUGUCUCCCAGCACUCCCCUUACAGCAGGUGUGUGCUGAGAGUCCUGAAGGGCAGUGCUCUGCAGAGCAGGGGGGAGGUUGGAGCUGCCCUACCUCUCUGGCUUGAGGGCAGCACUGUUGAGAUCUGGGGGCAGGAUCCUUCCUGUUCCUCCUUUGGCUGUGUGGCCCGGCCUCUGUCCCAUUCAACCUUAAAGCUCCCACUCUAUGCUGGCUUGAUGCAAGUGGGAUGGCCAGGGUAGAAGGCACAGAGGCAUUCCCAUUUCCCCCCCAUCUCUGUAGUUGAGCACAGUUCAAAAUUGCUGCCUCCUUUAGCUCCAGCUGGAGUGUGUUGUCCCCUUGAGAACUUUCCCCUCUUCCCCUGCUGGGAGAGCACAGAGGAGGAGCCUUGAGUCUGGCUGGCCCCUCUGAGAUCACCCACCCUGUGCCAGGUUCUGGGCUCUACAUCCCUCCCCACGGAAGACUUAGUCCUGUGGGUGGGACUUGUCCCUGCUGUAUAGGCUCAGCGCUCUGCCACUCCAGUGGUGCUCCACUCCCCGCCCAUGCUAGUGCCCCCUGCCUGCUGGGGACUGUGUUGGAGGCUACAGCCAAACUCUUCCACCUGCCCCCAACAUGCUACCGACCAAAUCUCAAAACUUGUUGCAAAAAAUGUAUUUCUGUUUUUACUAAUCUAUUUUCUGAUGUACCGUGUCAAACUCUGCCCACUGGGGGGGCCCUCUGGUGCCUCUUGCACCGUGGCUCCUUGUCUGAUCCGUUAAGUUUCUCAAUGAAGGAAGUUUUUUUUUUUGUUUUUUGGAUUUUUUAAACAAAUGAAGGAAUCCUAAUCAGUU
Messenger RNA from Dermochelys coriacea (leatherback sea turtle), 3976 nucleotides. It is a transcript of the gene ZDHHC9, whose product is annotated as zinc finger DHHC-type palmitoyltransferase 9. Gene Ontology annotation, molecular function: protein-cysteine S-palmitoyltransferase activity. The coding region runs from base 375 to 1541 and encodes 388 amino acids. Gene Ontology annotation, cellular component: endoplasmic reticulum; Golgi apparatus. The record is from RefSeq and is a predicted model, not a curated record. NCBI's taxonomy places the organism in Eukaryota, Metazoa, Chordata, Testudines, Dermochelyidae. The transcript has 11 exons. Gene Ontology annotation, biological process: peptidyl-L-cysteine S-palmitoylation; protein targeting to membrane.